Molecule: messenger RNA, 1758 nt
Organism: Cordyceps militaris CM01
Lineage: Eukaryota; Fungi; Ascomycota; Sordariomycetes; Hypocreales; Cordycipitaceae
Product: Histone-fold domain containing protein
Exons: 3
Coding region: 1-1758 (585 amino acids)
Biological process (GO): kinetochore assembly; mitotic cell cycle; chromosome segregation
Cellular component (GO): kinetochore
Molecular function (GO): DNA binding; protein heterodimerization activity
Source: RefSeq, a predicted model, not a curated record
AUGGCCGACACGCCAACUAGAGGGAGUAGUCGCCCAGCGCGGACACCUGCAGGCCGGACACCAUCUCAGAGAACCCCUUCCGGGCGCGUAACCAACCCCGACUCAACCGUCCAUACGCCACUCGAUCGCAGCGGCCCUCGCGAGCUCGCUGAUUCCGUCCGCCGUGGACUCAGCGCCUCGGGCCGCAAAAAUAACAAUAAUGCGCCCACGCCGCAUGCCACCGCUGCGCGCCGUGCACUUGAACAGCGACGGACAGCCAUGUUCACCCCUGGCAAGAAUCGCCGACGCAGCUUGCGCGAGCAGCACCAGACACCCAUGAACAUCCUCAACCAGCUGGCAAGACGCCUCGCGCCGUCGACGCAGCAAGUGGCUGCGAGCUCGUCGCCAGCGGAAAGGGGGCCGCAGUCGAGCUUGCUCCCGAUCGGAGAGCGUGAAGAACCGGACGAUGAAGACGAUUACAUGGACGACGAGCCUGACGUGGAGGGGGACUACGAUGACGACGAUGACGAUGAAGACCUACCGGCCCCCCCACGAUUGUCUCUGGCGCUGCAGGAGGAUGAAGACGAUACUAUAGAGCUUCGCCCCCCUCGGCUAUCCGUGAUACCAGACGACAAUAUCACCAAUCACACCGUAGGGUCUGUGGAACUGCCGCGCGAAUACCGUGAUCCUGGCUGGGCGCGCGGCAGCCUGGGCAGCGUGCGCGGCAGCGACUACUUUGACCCGAACGACCCGACUGUGGAAAUGACGGGCCGGCCAUCUGACUUUUUCAAUGGCUCGCUAUUAGCCGACUUGCAAGACAGAGCAGACGACAAUGCCGUAGCAUUUCAGCGCGGCAGGUUCGAAAACGAUCCUACAAUGCGUACGAUUGGCCGCGAAAGUGAAUUCACAAUUGGAGUUCCCCCAGAUAUGGGCGAUCAGACCACCUUUAUGUUUUCCGAACCCGGCGGUGAUGCGCCAGCUACGUCACCCUUGCCAGGCACCUCUGCGACAGCGGCAGCCGCGCGAGCAGGAGGAGAUACGACGUACGGCAAUGUUUCAUUGGCUCUCGAUAAUCCAGAUGGCGAAGAUCUGCCACCAUUUGGCGACGAUGAUGAGGAUAACCAUCAAGAGCGUGAACCCAUCGACUAUGACGAGCCUACCAACAGGCAACACGGUGAUGAACAAGAAAGAGAUGCGGAAUCCGGCCGCCGGCGGGCUUCUGCAUUGGCUGACGGGGAGACACUCAUAUCCGAGGGGGAAGACAGCGACCCGGCAGAUGUCACAAUCCGCCAGCACAAUACGAGCCUGGCAGUAGAACGCUCCGCGCCAGCCCGCCGGGGACCCAAGUCCAAGAAGAAGCAGAAGCGCAUCUCACGCCACGGCGCCGAGUACCCGCCCCUACCCCCCGCGUUUGUGCGCCGCGUGGCGCACCGUGCGGUGCAGACGUCGGGUCUGAGCAACCAUCGCAUCACUUCAGACGUCCUGGCUGCGCUGACGCAGGCAUCGGAGUGGUUCUUUGAGCAGCUGGGCGAUGAUUUGGGCGCAUACGCUGAUCAUGCGAAGCGGACCGUCAUUGAAGAGAGCGACGUACUGACUCUAAUGAAGAGACAACGGCAAAUUGGCUCCGAUGCCACACUCUUUUCCCUUGCCCAGCGGCAUCUACCCAGAGAGCUCCUGCAAGACCUGCGAAUGCCACAGGGGGCGAACCUCAAAGGCCAGCUCCAAAAGAGCUUUACACAGUAUGACGAAGACGAAGACGAUGCUUCUGAAGUCUCAUGA